AUGGCCAACAACAUCAAUGAUGGCGACUACUACGGCAAUACCUCAUUCCCCAUGGCUCCCACGACCUCUAGUAGCCAGUCCAACACCUCUCAUCCCGCCCUUGACUGUAGCAACGACGAGAUGAUGAUGACAUUUGCGCCGUUGGAUCCCUUCCGAAUGGGGGACUUUCCUUUCUCUGAAUCGCAUGGAUCAGAUAUGCUGUUGAGCAGCAUGUCAGCCGACGAGCUGCUGGCUUCUAGCUCGUCUCUCCCCGCGGCCCCUGCGCCGUUGUCUGACCGUCUGUCCAAUGCGUUGUUCGCGUAUGACCCGCUCUCUGGCAUGGGGAACUCCGUGCCCGUGGCACUGGAUACAGCAAGUGCAUUUGCAUACGACCCUUCUUCCGUAUACCAACAACCCUCCUUGAUGUUUGAACAGACUUUCAAUGGGCAGCCGAUGCAUCAGCUUCCUUCGCUUCAGAACCAGACCAUGAGCCUAGACCCAACUGCAUCCUACUCUUCUACCUUGCAAGCAGAUCCAUCGAGCAGCAGCUCCUUCUGGACAUCCUCGGUUGAUGCGAAAGAAACCACCAAUAUGGCCCAGGCCACGUCCAUGGCCCGCAGAUCAACCAACGCUUCGAAAUCGACCGAUUCUUCACGGAACCAGCAGUUACCGCACAGGCGACGCCAGCAUCUUCAAGCCCCUACAACACAAGUUUCUUCUCACCGUUACAUUCAGCCCAAGAGGCCAUCGCCCAUGAAAACUUCAAUCAAGUCGGCGACCACUGGUGAGAUCACUCCUUAUAACAGCAUAUAUUCGAGCAGCGGCAUUGACAUGAUGAGUAUAUUGGCCGAGGUCGUCUCAAGACCCGACCCCAAGAUUGAUAUCGGCGCUGUUGAUUUGUCAUGUGCAUUUGCAUUGUGCGACAUCCACCAGGAGGAUCAUCCUAUCAUUUAUGUAUCGGAGGCUUUUGUGCGGCUGACCGGUUACACUGAGGGGGAGAUUGUUGGCCAGAAUUGUCGUUUUCUUCAGGACCCCAGUGGUGUGGUUCAGCAGGGCAUGCCCCGAAAGUUCGUCGAUCAACAUACGGCAUAUCGAUUGCGGUCUACAAUAGAGCACCGUGGAGAGAUCCAGGCCACCAUCAUUAACUACAGAAAGGGCGGUCAGCCAUUUAUGAACCUGAUCACAAUGAUUCCUGUCCGGUGGAAUUCGCCCGAUUACCGAUUUUAUGUCGGGUUCCAGGUCGAUCUCGUGGAAAAGCCCGAUGCCAUCAAAAUGAGAAAUCCAGAUGGUACUUACAUGAUUAACUACCAGCGGAAGCAGCUGCCUAUUUACGUGGCGCCUCCCCCGGACAUCUAUAAGUUGCAUCCGGACCUUGCCACAUAUUUUAGUCACGACCAGGUCUCGACGAUAUUGGACAGCUUGGGCACUCCUGACCAAAGCUACCAGCAGUAUCUGGACCGCGUUCUAGUCGAGAACACCGACGAUGUCAUUCAUGUACUCUCUUUCGAGAGUGAAUUGCUGUACCUAUCUCCAUCUUGUCGAAAUGUUCUCGAGUACGAUUCAAAUGAGUUGAUUGGCAAGACACUAUCGACGAUCUGCCAUCCCAGUGAUAUCGGUCCUGUCAUACGCGAUCUCCGAUCCUGCACCAACUCCGACCCGGUCAGUGUCAUGUACCGCGUCCGGACAAAGUAUAGCGGGUACAUGUGGUUUGAAAGUCACGGCUCGUGGCACAUCGGCGACCGUGGCCGGCAAUAUAUGGUGAUGACCGGCCGGGUCUGUCCCGUGUAUCACCUGGACCAGCUCGCAAACUUUGGCGAUGGCUGGUUAGCCGAGAACGAUCUGUGGGCCAAGCUCUCGAUUUCUGGCAUCAUUCUCUUCAUGUCCUCCAAGGCUCGGCCAGUGCUCGGCCGAGUGCCCGAUGAUCUGGUCGGUAAAGGCAUUCAGGACCUGAUCCCAGCCGAUGCCCGGGAGGAUGCAAAACAGGCUUUAGAGGUGACUCGGACUGGCCAGCAGGCGAGCUUUAACCAUAAAAUACGGCACAAAAAGGGUCACAUGUUACAGGCCCAAACCACAUUGUACCCUGGAGACACCAAGGAAGGGGAGAAACCGUCAUUCUUGGUCGCGCAGCUGCGUUUUCCCAAAUCACCGCAGACAGCUCCCGGGACGGAAGAGGUUGUACCUACGAAUAUCACCGCUGCACGUCGAGGGGACACUAGUGUAACAGGAAGAAGAAACGUCACUGCGGCAGGCCAACCGACUUCCGACGAGUCGGCAGUGGGUUCAUCCGGUGACCAAUACGUGCCGGCUCUCGAUGAACCAAUACUGUUCGCCGAGUUGAACACGGCACGAGGUUCAAGCUGGCAAUUCGAGCUCCGCGAACUGGAGAAACAGAACCGCGCCCUAUCCGACGAGGUCCAGCGGCUCCUUGCGCGGAGGAAGAAGCGCAAGAGAAAGCAGAGCAUUGUUCCCGUCGAAAAGACCUGCGCCAUGUGCCAGACCCGGACCACGCCCGAAUGGCGCAGAGGGCCCAGUGGCAAUCGCGAUCUUUGCAACAGCUGUGGGCUACGAUGGGCCAAGCAGGUCCGCAAUGCCAUACAGAAAAAAGCCCCAGCCACUUAG
This is a messenger RNA of Aspergillus lentulus, 2598 nucleotides long. RefSeq names its product white collar 1 protein (gene lreA). NCBI's taxonomy places the organism in Eukaryota, Fungi, Ascomycota, Eurotiomycetes, Eurotiales, Aspergillaceae. The record is from RefSeq and is a predicted model, not a curated record. Gene Ontology annotation, biological process: regulation of DNA-templated transcription. Gene Ontology annotation, molecular function: sequence-specific DNA binding; protein binding; zinc ion binding. Gene Ontology annotation, cellular component: nucleus.